AAAGGUGAUUAAAUCAAUAAAAUGUUUGGGUCCAUAAUCUCUGCUCACGAAUGAGCAUACAAAAAAUAUUAACCUAGAGCUAUAGAGGUGUGCCUUGAGUAUUGGUGAUUGAUGGGUUUAUGAUGUUUCUCUUGAACUUGAAAAUCUAUAAGCUUUUUUUUUAUUGAAGAAUGAUGAUCAGUGAGGUAUAAAUAGUGUUAGAAGGCAGAUAGUAUAUCAUCAGUUGAGUCUCACUAUUCAACAUUAAGCAACAAAAAUGUUCAAAUUCAUGACAUUCCUUGCAUUGAUUGCUGUGACUUUUGCCAAACCAGGGCAUUUGACAACACACAGCGUAGUUGAAGAAGCUCAUGUUGGUUCUGUGGUGCAUUCUGUACCAUCAGCAAUUUCGCAUCAAUCAAUUACCCGAGUUCACAACUCAGCUCAUGAUGCUCCAGUUGUAGCGCCAGUUGUUAAGACUUACCAUGCUGCGAUUGCUGCUGAGCCAGUUCCAAUUGUUCAUGCUGCACCAAUUGUUCAAGCACCUGUAGUUCACUCAGCAUCAGUUCUUCACACCAAUGUCCAUUCUGCUCCUGUGGUGCAUACAGCACAUGCUUACCAUGCUGCUCCAGUUGUCCAUGCUGCUCCAGUACUUCACUCAACAGUUCUCCAUGCAUCUCCAUCUUUCCACCACCAUCAUUAAAAAUAUUUAAAUAUUUGGACGCAAUUAAAAUAAAGAAAUGUAUAUUCUACUGUGAUAAAACGAACAGUUACCUUAA
Molecule: messenger RNA, 755 nt
Organism: Eupeodes corollae
Lineage: Eukaryota; Metazoa; Arthropoda; Insecta; Diptera; Syrphidae
Product: A-kinase anchor protein 14-like
Exons: 2
Coding region: 257-679 (140 amino acids)
Source: RefSeq, a predicted model, not a curated record